This is a messenger RNA of Gadus macrocephalus (Pacific cod), 24189 nucleotides long. RefSeq names its product spectrin repeat containing, nuclear envelope 1b (gene syne1b). The record is from RefSeq and is a predicted model, not a curated record. Lineage: Eukaryota; Metazoa; Chordata; Actinopteri; Gadiformes; Gadidae. Gene Ontology annotation, cellular component: membrane. The coding region runs from base 169 to 23097 and encodes 7642 amino acids. Gene Ontology annotation, molecular function: protein binding. The transcript is spliced from 120 exons.
AGAGAGAGAGAGAGAGAGAGAGAGAGAGAGAGAGAGAGAGAGAGAGAGAGAGAGAGAGAGGGGAGGGAGUGUCUGGGGAUGCCCCACUGAGAACCCAGUUGUGAAGUGUGUCUGGCCACCACCGGCGGCAGUCUCAUUGUGUCGCAGGCACACGCACAGCGGUACAACAUGGACUCCAGCAGGCCCUUCAAACGUCCUUCCCUGGACAACAUCGCAAACGUCAUGCAGAAACUGCAGGAUGAGCAGGAAGCAGUGCAGAAGAGGACAUUCACCAAAUGGAUAAAUUCUCACUUGGCCAAGCAUAAACCCGCCCUAGAGGUCAACGACCUUUUUGAGGACAUCAAGGAUGGGGUGAAGCUCCUGGCCCUGUUGGAAGUGUUAUCCGGCCAGAGGCUGCCCUGCGAGCAGGGCCGGCAGAUCAAGAGGAUCCACUGGGUUUCCAACAUCGGCACCGCGCUCCGCUUCCUCGAAGGCAGGAGGAUCAAACUGGUCAACAUCCACGCCACGGACAUCGCAGACGGGCGGCCCUCCAUCGUUUUGGGGCUGAUAUGGACCAUCAUCCUCUACUUCCAGAUUGAGGAGCUGACCAGUAACCUGCAGGCGGCCGAGGGUCUUUCCACCAGCAACUCCUCUGUGGACAGCAUGGCUAGCUCGGAGACAGGAAGUCCCCCCGUCAAGAGGAAGCAGAGGCUGCAGGGCAACGCCAAGCGCUCCCUCCUCCGAUGGGUGCAGAGCAUGGCGGCCAAGCGCCAGGGCAUCGAGGUGAAGGACUUCGGGCCCAGCUGGCGCAGCGGCGUGGCCUUCCACGCCGUGGUGCACGCCAUCCGCCCCGACCUGGUGGACAUGGAGCUGGUCCGCAGGAGGAGCAACCGGGACAACCUGGAGGAGGCCUUCAGCCUGGCCGAGAACCAGCUGGGCAUCCCCCGCCUGCUGGAGCCCGCAGGUGAGCGCAUACACUACCUUUAUCGGUCUUACAUUGAUAACACACUGAGUGUUGUCAUUUGGUCAUGUUUCCAGGCACAGGCAUCACUCAUUGGUCUGCACACUACACUGGAGCAGCCAAUCACAUCAUGCUCCUCGUCAUCAGAGACCUACAAAGCUCUUCAAAGCCACACGGACGUGUGCCAGGGCCUUGAGAAGCUGAAGGCGGGCGUGCUGUCCCUGUCGGCCAGCGCCCGGAGACUCAGCGACAAAGAGGAGGCGGAGAGAGCGGCGGCCGCGCUGCAGGCCAGCUACGACGUCAGCGUACAGCAGGCCAAGGACAAACAGAGCCAGCUGGAGGGGCUGCUGUCGCUCUGGCAGAAGUAUGAGAAGGACCGGUCCAGCUUUGUGUCCUGCUUAGAGAGGAGCGAGUCGCUCUCUAACCUAGAGAGCCGCCGAUUCUCCACCGACAAAACCAAACUGAUCAGCGAGCUGCAGGACCUACAGGGUCUGCACUCUGAGCUGCGCUCCCUGGAGGCGUGUCACGCGGGCCUGGUGGCCCUGGCCUCCGCCCUGGGGUCCAGUGCCCCCCAGCAGAGGGCCCAGCUGCUCACUGAAGACCUGGGGACCCUGCACACAAGGUGGAGCGCCCAGAACACCGCCGUCCCCCAGAGGACCCAGGAGCUGCAGAGCCACUUGUCGCAGGUGGAGCAGUUCGACCAGGCUCUGGUGAAGUUCUCCCAGUGGGGCGAGAGCAUGCUCUCCACCCUCCACUCCGCCUCUCAGAUAAACACCACCCACCUGCCACCGGCCGUGACGCAAGUGAAGGAUAACCGAGCCGCUCUCCAGAAGCAGGCGGUCGUGAAGCAGAUCCUGGAGCAGCAGACGGAGUGCCUGUGUCGGGCCUGUGAGCCCGGCGACGCCCAGCUCCUCCACGGCCGACUGGAGAACUGCCUCCUGCCCUACCUGGAAGCCCGGCAGGCGGCCGAGCUCCAGCUGGAGUGCCUGGAGCGGCUGCAGGCCUUCCUGCAGACCCAGGGCACGACGGCGGCGACCCUGCAGGGCCUGAGGCAGACGGUGGAGGGCGCGGGCAGCUGGGACCGCGCCCGCGUGGAGGAGCUGCAGCAGGAGCUGUCGGCCGUUCUGCCCGAGGUGGGCCGGCUGGAGUCCCUGGCGGCCGGCUUGGACAGCGGCCUCUGCAAGGGCCACCUGCACGUGGGCGACGGCCAGGGGGCGCGUACCUCCUGCCGGCGCAUGGCCGACGCGCUGAGCGCCGAGGUGGACGCCGUCCGGAGCCUGCUGGGCUCCAAGCAGAGCGAGGCGGACGCCCUGGGCGCCCUGUGGACCUCCUUCAGACAGCGCAAGGAGCAGCUGCUGAAGACCGUGGAGGACAUUGAGGAGAAGGCCGACCACCAGAGCAUGAAGGAGCCCAGCCUUCAGGCUCUGCAGCAGAGGCUGCGUUUCUUCAACCAGUUGGAGGACGAGCUCCAGUCGCACCAGCACGAGGAGCAGUGGCUGAGGGACAAGGGCCAGCAACUCGCCCAGCGCGACGCAGAGUUCGCAGGCGAGGUGCUGCGGGAGAUCGGCCUUUUGAAGUCCACCUGGGAGGACACCAAGAGACUCAUCUCAGACAGGCAGGGGCAGUGUGGGGUCCUGGUGGAACUGAUGAGAGAGUACCAGGGUCUGAAGACCUCCAUCACUGGCAUCGUGGAGAGCACAGAAGCUGUGGUGGAUAUCAGCUCUGCUCUCAAGGACCACGAAGAAACCAAGAGAUCCCUAUCCAAGCAUGAGGGGGUGAAGACCAACAUGUCUGGUAAGCAGCAGGAGCUGGACCUCUUCUCCAGCCGGGGGAAGCAGCUGCUCAGCGAGCUGAGGAUGAUCCCUGACUGCGACGCGCAGGUCAUGAAGAAGGAUGUGGAGACGCUGGUGGAUCAGUGGCUGGAUGUGUCGGAGAGAGUGGACGACAACAUCGACCGCCUCAGCAAGAGUUUGGCGGUGUGGGAGGAAGUGCGCAGGAUCAGUGACGACAUCGAGAGCUGGGCCAGCAGCUGUGCCUUAGAGCUGAGUGAAAGUCUGAACAACCUCAACGACAGCCACAAGAUGUCCGGCAGGCUCGCUGUGGUAGAGAAAGAAAUUGUGGAGAAAGAGCAGAGACUGAACACCCUUCUGGAGAACGUAGAAGAACUGAAGCAACACAGCGGAGGCCAAGAAACUCCCGCUAAACUACAGGCGCUUGAAGCAGACUUGCAGAUGAAGAUCAGCAAUGUCCACAAGCUGUGUGAGCAGGCGAGGGGGAACCUGAAGGACUUCAGCUCCCAGAGGAAACAGCUGGAGGACUACAUUUCCCAGAUGUCAGACUGGCUGAAGAGUAUGGAAGAGUCCCUGAUUUCAACAACCACGGGGUCGGAUCCUGAGGAUAUCUACAGUGUCAAGGAUCUCCAGAAAGAGCUCCUGAACCAGCAGGGUAGCAUCGAUGCUACCAGGGAGAGCCUCAACAACCUGUGCAGAAAGUACCCCUCUGAAGAGCUGGCUGGCCUGGGAUCAGCCCUCACCGACCUGAUCAAGAGCUAUGAGGCCAUCAACCAGCUUUCAGCCCGGACGCUGGUGGGGAUGCAGCACUGUCUGCAGCAACACUUCAAUGACCUUGUCCAGGAGUUUCAUCGAUGGCUCUCUGAACAGAGAGAGAUCGUGAAAGAAUGCUCUGACCGAUCAGGGGACACCUGUGUCGUUGAUCGCAAACUCCAGAAGAUCAAGGGAGCGAUGGAGCGCGUGGAGGAGGGAGAGGUGCGUCUCACGCAGGUCUGUGAGGAAGGGGAGAAGCUGCUCCUCCACCUCCCAAAGGCCAGCGCCGGCCAGGUCCAGCAGAACCUCUCCUCCAUCCAGCAGGACUGGGACAGCUUUGUGGAGCAGUGCCGGCAGAACCAGCAGAUCCUGGAGGACAGCGCCACCCUCAUGAAGGGGUUCGAGGGCCGGCUCAAGAAGCUGCGCUGGUGGCUGGAGCACAUGGAGAAGAGGAUGACCACCGACCUGUCCGAGGCCCAGCAGCAGCGAGGCCCGGAGAAGGCCAUGCUGGAGCAGGUGGAGGAGUAUCAGCAAGAGGUGCUCAAAGAGAGGGACUCGUUUGAGCGCUUGUGCCAGGAGGCGCAGGCCCUGAACGAGGGCGGGCGCGGCGACGGCAGUGAGACGCGGGUGUCGGCCCAGCUGCAGUCCCAGCAGCAGGCGCUGCUGCGGCGCGCCCGCGAACGGCUGCGCAGCUGCCAGCUCACCCUGCAGGAGCAGCAGGCCUUCCAGGACACCCUGCAGAGCACCUGGUCCUGGCUCAAUGGGGCCCAGGAGCGCCUGGCCUCGCUCGACAGCACCGUGGGCAACAAGGAGACGCUGGAGAAGAGGCUGGGGCUCGUACAGGAUAUCCUGCUGAUGAAGGGCGAGGGGGAGGUGAAGCUGAACAUGACCGUGGGGAAGGGGGAGCAGGUCCUGAAGCACAACAGUCCGGAGGGCCAGGAGGCCAUCCGCUCCCAGCUGCAGCGGCUCAAGGACUCCUGGGCCAACAUGCUGAUGACCUCCAUGAGCUGCCACAGCCGCCUGGAGUGGACAGUGGCCCAGUGGAGCUGCUACCAGGAGAGCCGGAGCCAGCUGCAGCAGUGGCUGGAGACGGUGGAGCAGGAGGUGAGCAUGAACCUGCCCCAGCAGCCCGGGCUGAAGGAGAAGGCCUCCCUGCUGGAGCGCCUGCGGGCCGUGCAGGCCGACGUGGAGGCCCACGCAGGGGUGCUGUCGCGCCUCACCGAGAAGGCAGUGGAGCUGCACGAGAAGACCGCCGACCAGAUGUUCGGACCGGAGCAGAGGGCAGAGCUCAACGUCCAUUUUGCCGACCUCUCCGCCGUGGUCAAGGGCAAAGUGCACUCCAUGGAGGGUAUUGUGUCCGAGCACGAGCAGUACCUGGACGCUGUCCGGGACUUCAACGACUGGCUCAUCUCGGCCAAGGAGGAGCUUCAGCGCUGGUCGGACCUGUCUGGAGACACCACUUCAAUAAGGAGAAAGCUGUCCAAGGUGCAGGAGCUGCUGGACUCAAAGCAGCGGGGCAGGGAGAGGCUGAGCCGGGUUCAGCGCAGCGGCGCGGUGGCCCGGGACCACACCGGCUCCGGGGGCUUCGAGGCCGUGGAGCGCGAGGAGGCGGCCCUGCUGUCGUCGUGGGAACAGUGGGAGCGCGGCGCCCUGCAGACCAGGGCUAGCCUGGAGACCUCCCUCUCCCAGAUCGCCAGCUCCGAGCAGGAGUUCAGCGUGCUGUCAUCUCGGCUGGGGCAGGACCUGCACGACUUCGGUGCCCAGCUCCAUGACUGCCGCCUCAGGCUGGCCCAGUGUGAGGGAAAACACAGCGGGGAGGAGUGUGUCAAGGCCUGGCAGCUGGCAAAGGCCACGCUGGCGGACCUGGUGAAAGCUGAGCCCACGUCAGAGAGUUUGAAGACUCAACUCAAUGACCUAUGCCGGUUCUCCAGAGACCUAGGCAAGCUGUCAGAGAAAGUGUCUUCCCUCAUUAAAGAGUACAACAGUCUCAGCCUCCAGGCCUCCAGAGGAUGCCAGAGUAAGGAGAAGCUGCUGGACCAGGGCUUCCGCUCGGCCUUCAGAGAGUUCCAGCAGUGGCUGGUCAACGCCAAGAUCAACACUGCCAAGUGCUUCGACGUGCCGCAGAACCUCAGUGAGGCGUCCUCCAGCCUCCAGAAGAUCCAGGAGUUCCUCGGUGACAGGGAGAAGGGCCAGAGCAAGGUGAAUGGUGUGCUGGUGAGCAGCGAGCUGUUCACCAGUGUGGCGGCAAAGGACAGGGUGGAGGGCGUGCGGGCCAAGACCAACAGUGCCCGGGACGACUGGAAGAACCUAAUGUCCAACCUGCACAGCAGAGAGACGAGCCUACAGAACCUAGUAUGUCAGAUGAAGGACUUUGAGACGAGUGCCGAACCACUCCAGGGUUGGCUGAACGUAACAGAGCAGGCGGUGCAGGAGAGCAGCACACGUCUCCAUGAUCUCGGAGCCAAGAAGCAGGAGCUCCAUAAACUGCAGUCCGUGCUGGAGGAGUUAGCCUCUCAGGAUGUGCACCUGAGCAGACUCAGGGAGAAGGCCCAGCUGCUGUGGGACGAACACGCUGCCGGCAAGGGCUUUAUGCACCAUGUGUCUCAGCUCUCCGCCCAGUACCUAGCUUUAACCAACCUCACCAAGGAGAAGGCUUCAAGAAUUGACAGGAUAGUCACCGAACACCAGAUGUUUGCCCAGGGGCUCAAAGAGCUGCAAAACUGGGUGACCGACACUAGCCACAUGCUGCAGACCUACUGUGCACCCACCGCAGACAAAAACGUCCUUGACAGCAGGAUGAUCAAACUAGAGGCCUUGCUCUCUGCACGACAAGAGAAGGAGAUCCAGCUGAAGAUGCUGACCACCAGGGGAGAGUCUGUUCAGAGGAACACGUCGACGGAGGGGGUUCCAGUGGUGCAGAAGAACAUACAGGACCUCAAGGACUCCUGGGAUGCGCUGCUCUCUGCCUCCAUUCAGUGCAAAAGUCAACUGGAGGGAUCCCUGUCUCAGUGGACAAGCUACCAGGAGGACGUCCAACAGUUCGUGGCCUGGAUCGAGCAAGUGGAAGAGAGCCUGGAGUCUGGGACAAAACCCUGCUCGGAGAUGAGAGACAAAAGUGCCAAUCUGGGCAAAGCCAAGCUGCUCCACGAGGAAGUGCUCAGCCACAGUGCCUUGCUGGACACCAUCAGCCUGAAAAGUGCCAAGAUGGCCGAACACUACGUCUCACAGCUGGAGCUGCAGGACCUGCAGGAGCGCUACAACGCUGUCAGAGAGAACGCCAUGAUGGCGGUCGGUACGGCGGAGGAGCUGGUGAUGUCCCACCACGAGUACCAGCGGGCCCUCCAGGUGUUCGAGGACUGGCUGGAGGAGGAGCAGGAGAAGCUGAGCUGCUACACCCAGCUGGAGGGAGACGUGGACACGCUGGAGGAGACGCUCCAGAAGCUGCAGGAACUGCAGCUGCACUGCACAGAGGGCCAGGCCCUGCUCAACAACCUCCUUGUGUGCCGGGAGCUGGUCACCCCGUGGGGGCUGCCCCAGAUGGAGGAGCGAGCCCUGGAGAUGGCCCAGCAGGAGUGGCGGCUGUACCAGGGCCGACUGGGGGACACCAGGGCCCAGCUCAACAGCGCCCUAGCCAAGCUGCGGCAGAUGGAGCAGAAGUUCCAGAGACUGGACAGCUGGCUGAGGGGUAUGGAGACCAAAGGACAGCUGCGUGGCCAUCGCAGGUCCGACCGCACCACCAAGGACGCUCAGCUGGAGCUGAUUAAGAGCUGGCAGGAAGAGGUGCUUGUCUACCAGGAGGAGAUGGAGGGCCUCAGUAUUCUGGCCCAGCAGGUUCUGGAUGAAACCCACAUCACUAGUCGGAUCAGCACCAGAGCCACCCAGAUCACAGCCCGCUACCAUGCACUGCUUCUGCACUUACUGGAGACCAUCAAGCAGCUCCAAGAGGAGGUGUCUUGCAUUGAGGAUGCCCAGGGUGUCUUGGGCACCUUCUCUGAUUGGCUGAGCAUGUCCCAGAACAGUUUCAGCACCGUGGCCAGCUGCAUCGAUGUGGUGGACCGCGUAGCCAUGGAGAGAAAAAUGAAGAAACUUGAGGCGCUGCAAGGUGACUUGGAGCAGGGACACAACUUCCUGAAGACCUUGCGGGAGAAGACCGACCGAGCCCUGGACUACCUGGAGGAGCGGGAGGCCGGCCAGCUCCGGGAGGAGGUGGACGGCCGCCUCGGCCAGCUGGAGGAGCUGACGGUGGCCCUGCGCGCCCAACACAGCUCCCUGGAGAAGUGCAUCUCCCUUUCCAAAGACUUCCUCGACAAGUACAAGGCCCAGUCGCACUGGGUCACCGACACCCAGAACCUCCUGGGCUCCGCCGUUGAGCCCAAGGCCGAGCUGUACCAGAAGAAGGCGCAGCUGGCUAAGUACAAGACUGUCCAGCAGACGGUCCAGUCCCACGAGUCUGCAGUGAGAUCAGUGGUUGAGAAGGGAGAGGCAUUGCUGGAAACUGUCCCGGACCCGACUGUCCGAGACAAUAUGAAGAGACUACAAGCAGACUACCAGGACCUCUGCACAGCUGCAAAGAGCCAGGUGCUGAGCCUGGUGGAGUGGGUGAAGGAGCACGAGGACUACAACAGCGAGCUCCAGGAGGCAGACAAAUGGCUCCUGCAGAUGUCCAGCCGGCUGGUGACCUCGGACUCCAUGCAGACCAGCAGCAUGGAGAUGGCCACCCAGCAACUGGCUCGCCAUAAGGCGAUCAUGGAGGACAUCGCAGGCUUUGAGGAGCGCCUGGGCAGCCUGAAGCAGAAGGGCGAGGGCCUGGUUGCCAGCUGCACGGAGCACGUCCAGGCCAAGAUCAGCCAGCAGGUCCAGGCACAGCAGCAGGGAACCAGAGACAGCUACUCUGCCAUCUGCAACACGGCCCAGCGGGUCUACCAGAGCCUGGACCGCGAGCUCCAGAAGCAUGUGAGCCACCAGGACACCCUGCAGCAGAGCCAGACGUGGCUGUCUGCUGUGCAAGAGGAGCUCCAGCUCCACCAGCACCAGCCGCCCUCUGGUCUUCAGGAAGCCCUCAAGCAGGUUAAACACUACCGGGCCCUCCAGGAGCAGGCCAUCACAUACCUUGACCUGGUGUGUUCCGUGUGCGACCUGUCAGACGACACUGUGAGGGUGACCGCAGCCGAGGUGCAGAGGAUCAAACUCACGAUCGAGGAGCGUAUGUCCAACGCCCAGGCCCUGUCUGAGGGCUGGAGGGAGAUCAAGGAGCAGAAGCAGGAUCUGUCCGGCCUGUUCCAGGACCUGGAGCAGCAGCUGCUGGCCUUCUCCCGCAGGCCGGCCGAGCUGGAGACCAAGAUGGCUGACAACAUGCUGUGCCAAGUCAAGGACCUCAGCCAGCAGCUGCAUUCCAAGCAGAGCGUUCUGACCCGCAUGACGGACAGCGUGGGCCGGCUGGCGGCCUGCCAGGACUCCCCAGAGCACGGGGAGCUGGCGCGGCUCAGCCACACCUGGCUGGAGCUCUGCCAGCAGGCGACCACGCUGGAGGGCCACCGGCAGCAGGACCUGCUGCGCUCCCGGGACUACCACCGCUGCAUCUCCGCAAUGGAGGCGCUGUUCGAGCAGGUGUCCGUCGCCUGGGACAACCUGGCCAGAACGGACGCUGAGAGCUCCUCGGAGCACCUGGAGGCCCUGCGGAAGCUGGCGGUGACGCUGCAGGAGCAGAGGGGCACCCUGGAGGAGCUGAAGGAGCAGCGGCAGAAGGUGGUGCAGCACCUCAACCUGGACGACAAGGAGCUGGUGAAGGAGCAGAUCGGCCACUUCGAGCAGCGCUGGGCGCAGCUGCAGAGCCUGAUCGAGAGGAAGGUCCAGGACUCGGUGGUCACCCUGGAGGACAUGGCCCUGGUGGAGGCGCGGCUCAGGGAGGCGCGGGACUGGGCCGAGGAGCAGCAGCCCGCCCUGUCGGAGGCCAUGAAGAUGAGCCCCCCCCCGGAGCUGGCGCAGAGCUUCCUUUUCGACCACCUGAGCGUGUGCAGCGAGCUGGAGGCCAAGCAGCUGCUGCUGGCCCAGGCCAUGGCCGACGCCGACCGCAUCCUGGCGCACCUCGGCCUGGACGAGCGCCAGCGGCUCCAGCAGCUGAUCGCCGACACCCAGUCGCAGGUGGAGUCGCUGGGCGUGACGGUCGCCCAGCGCAGGAAGCACCUCAGCAAGGCGUUCACGGAGAGGACCCAGUUUCUGAUGGCCGUGGGCCAGUCCAUCACCUGGGUCCAGCAGAACGAGAAGAAGGCCCAGGCAGAGGAGAGCGUGGCACUGCUGCCCGACGACCUGGCCAAGCAGGUGCGCACGUGCCGGAACAUCCAGAGCAGCCUGAAGGCCUACCAGAGCGAGCUGACCUCGCUGUGGGCGCAGGGCCGGGACCUGAUGAGGGACGCCAGUGAGGAGGAGAAGAAUGAGAUCCUCACCAAGCUGCAGGAGCUGCAAAACAUCUUCGACAAGACACUGCACAGAUGUGGCCAGCGGCUGCAGGAGCUGGAGAAGGCGCUGACGUCAAGAAAGUACUUCAAGACGGACCUGGAGAAGACUUGCCAGUGGCUGAAGCAGGCUGACAUCGUCACCUUCCCGGAGAUCAACCUCAUGAACGGCGACCAAGAGCUGGAGUUCCAGAUGCUGAAGUACCAGCAGAUCAUUGAACACGCGGUGGAAUACGAGAACCUCCUCCUCACCGUGCAGAGGGCCGGCCAGGAGAUACUGCCCACUCUCAACGAAGUGGACCACUGCUACCUGGACGAGAAACUCAACACUCUGCCCCAGCAGUACAACACCAUACUAGCGCUGGCCAGAGAGAAACAGGAGAAGAUCCAGCAGGCAAUCCUGGCCAGAAAGGAGUACGCUUCCUUCAUAGACAUCACGCACAAGGCCCUGAAGGAGCUGGAGGAGCAGUUCAACGACCUGGAGAAGCAGCCCGUGGGCCUCCAGACAGAGGAGGUGAUCAGCCUGCAGGGCGACUACAAGGCCAUCCUGGUGGACCUGGGCGACCUGGGCCAGGCUGUGGGGGAGCUCAACCAGAAGAAGGAGGGCUUCCGCAGCACGGGCCAGCCCUGGCGGCCCGAGGAGAUGACCCAGCUGGUGAGCCUGUACAACGGCCUGAAGCGCCUGGUGGAGCAGAGGGUGGAGCACCUGGACGACACGCUGGAGUCCUUCGAGGACCACAAGGCCAUGGCCAUGCAGGUGGACUCUGAGCUGAAGGCCACCAAGGAGCAGCUGGUCAAGGUGAACACGGAGACCCAGUCGGCGGAGGAGCGGCUGAAGAACUACCACGCCCUGGCGGGCAGCCUGCAGAGCGCCAGCUCCCACCUGUCCCGGCUGAUGGAGCAGAUGGACACCCUGGCCACGCACGUGGACCACGCCGCGCAGGACGCCUCCAAGGAGCAGGUGGUGCUGUGGCAGGACGAGCUGCACUCCCUGCAGGCGGCCGUGGGCGACCUGAUCGAGGAGUGCGAGGACCGCUUUGUCCAGAGCAAGGACUUUGAGACGGAGGUGACGAGGACGCUGGACUGGCUGCAGCAGGUGCGCGACGAGCUGGGCUGCGCGGUCAUCGUGGACGUGCGGCUGGAGAAGGUGCAGGAGGAGAUCCGGAAGCAGCAGAUCAUGCAGGAGGAGGUGCAGUCGCGGCUGAGGAUCGUGGCGGCGCUCAGCAGCCGGGAGAAGCAGAAGUACUUCAGCGCCAACGAGCUGGUGCCGGCCCACAUGGACACCAGCCUGGAGGAGAUGGCCAAGCUCCAGGCAGAGGUCCAGAAAGCUCUGAGCUCUAAACAGAUCACCCUGGAGCAGGCGCUGCUCCUGUGCCAGCGCUACCACUUCCGGAUGCAGUCGGCGUGCGAGUGGCUGGAGGAGGCCGUGUCCUUCCUGCAGCAGGCCAGCCUGGGCGUGGACGUGGAGAACUACGAGGAGUGCCUCCGGCAGCAGGAGGACAUCCUGUCCACGGAGCAGGAGUUCCUGCUGCACCUGGAGGAGCUGGGCCAGCUGCCGGGCCAGCUGGAGCGUCUGGUCACCCCAUCGGCCCGGGAGCAGCUCCGCCUCAGCGUGGGCUCGGCCCAGCAGAGGGGCGUGGAGGUCCGGGACCAGCUGCAGUGCCACCAGGACGUCCUGCACAGCUGCGUGGCCCAGUGGAAGGCCUACCAGGAGUCCAGGCAGACGGUCAUCGAGCUCAUGAACGAGGCGGAGAAGAAGCUGACAGAGUUCUGCACGGCCAAGGCCGGGACCAGCCAGGAGGCAGAGGACAAGCUGUGCAGCCAUCGGUCGCUGGUGUCCCUGGUGAGCGGCUUCCAGGAGAAGCUGAGCGGUCUGGAGGAGCAGGCGGCCCAGCUGGAGCUGGUGGGCAGCGACGCCAGCAAGGCCACCAUCAGCCGCUCCAUGACCACCGUGUGGCAGCGCUGGACGCGGCUGCGCAGCGUGGCCCGCGGCCAGGAGAGGGUGCUGGAGGACACGGCCCAGGAGUGGAGGACCUUCCGGGAGAAGAUGGGCAAGCUGCGGGACGUGUCUGAGGAGCUGCGGGCCCGCGUGCCCGACAGCGCGGUGGAGAAGGCCUCCAAGGCGGCGCUGCAGGGCCUGCAGGAGCAGCACGACCUGCUGAGCCAGGACGUGGAGCGGGAGCUGUCGGGCCUCACCCUGCUGCGGCAGUACGCCCUCAGCCUGCUGCACGUGGUGGAGGUGCCCUCGCCCACCACCGAGCAGGAGGAGCUGCCCAGCCUCAAGGAGAUCCGGGCCGUGCAGGACCAGCUGGAGAGCCUGCUGGCCCAGUCCAGGGCCCAGCGCGCCCAGGCCAGCGAGGAGCUGCGUGAGCGGGAGGAGCUGGAGAAGGACCUGAGCGUGAUCAAGGCCUGGAUCCAGGAGACCCGGGAGCUGCUCCACAACCCCACCCCGGACAUCGACGCCCUGCUGCAGAACCUGGAGGUUGUCCACGGCGACGUGAUCACCUACCGUCAGAACGUGGACAAGGUGGCGGAGCAGCAGCAGACCAAGUACCUGGACCUGUACACCAUCCUGCCGUCGGAGAUCUCCAUGCAGCUGGCCGAGGUGUCCCUGGCUCUGGGCGCCAUCGAAGACCAGGUUCUGUCCAGAGAGAGGGAAAUCCAGAAGACCAGAGACAUAAAGGAGGACUUCAGCUCCAAAAUCCACGAUGUAUCGGAGAAGCUCAAAGCUAUCUCCGCUAAAUUCAAGGAGAAGUCCCCGGACGUGGACCAUGCCAAAGACGAGGUCAAGAGUCUGGCCGAGGACUUGGACAGCUGUGGCCGCUCUCUGUCGGAGCUGGAGGCUGCGAUACAGGAGUUUGGGCGAAGGAACCCGCUGUUAGCCAAGCAGCUAAGCGAUACUACGAGCAAGCUGUCGGAGAUCCACCACCAUACCAGCAGGCUAGCCGACGCUAGGAACAACUGGCUUAAAAAGGCUGUCUGCUACCUGGACGAGUACAACGAGAUGCUGGACUUCAUCCUGAGGUGGUCCGAGAGGGCCCGGAGCCUGGUGAGAGCCAACAUCAUCUGGAACUCCUCCGUUCAUCUCCAGGAGCAGAUCAGGAUGUACCAGGCGGUGCUGCGUGAGUCACGGGAGCUCCAUGGGGACCUGGAGUCCAUGGCGGAGAAGGUGGAGCUGCUGUCGGAGGUGCUGCAGGUGGAGGCUCUGACCCAGCAGGUGUGUGAGCUCAGCCGCCACGCCGAGGAGCUCCAGCAGAGCAUCAAGACCCGGCUGCAGAGCCUGCAGGACGCAGACAAGAGUAUGGAGGCGCUGGAGUACGAGGUGAAGGCCCUCCACGGGGCCCUGGAGCAGGUCCAGACCACCCUCACCUCCCCAGAGCUGGCCCGCCAGAGCCUCAAGGAGCAGCUGGUCCAGCGACAGCGUCUCCUGGCGGAUAUGGAGAGCUUCAAGCAGCUGGUGCAGGCGGUGCAGAUGUGUCAGAGUGCGCUGCGCGUGCCCGAGGAGGUGAUGCCCAACCUGGCCAUCUGCCGCACGGCCCUGCGUCUGCAGCAGGAGGCCAGCCAGCUGCAGCACGUGGCCAUACAGCAGUGCAACAUCCUGCAGGAGUCGGUGGUGCAGUAUGAGCAGUAUGAGCAGGAGGUGCGGGAGCUCCAGGGGCUCAUCGAGGAGGCCCACGGGGUGAUCCAGGACCGGCCCUUCUCCACCAGCAGCAUCCAGGAGCUGCAGGCCCAGAUCAUCCACCACGAGGAGCUGGCCCAGAAGAUCAAGGGCUACCAGGAGCAGAUCGCCUCCCUGAACUCCAAGUGCAAGAUGGUGUCGGUGAAGGCCAAGCACGCCACCAUGCUUCUGACGGUCACCGACGUGGAAGGACUCCCUGUGGGCCUGGACCACCUUGACGAGGACAGGGCCCAGAAGGCCCCGUCUGUCGCGGUGACGGCGGGCCGGUGCCACACCCUGCUGUCCCCUGUCACCGAGGAAUCAGGGGAGGAUGGGGUCACCAGCGAGCUGUCCUCCCCCCCCACCAGCAGCUCUCCCCCGUCCCUGGCUGCACACAGCCAGAACGCUGCCAGCAGGGCGGGGUGUGGGACCCUCACCAGAGCCCCCGUCCAGCAGCUGUACGACCCCACCUUUGAUACCGUGGCCAACCUGGACGACCUGCAGAGGUCCUGGGAAACACUCAAGAACGUGAUCAGUGAGAAGCAGAAGUCUCUGUACGAGGCCCUGGAGAAGCAGCAGCGCUACCAGGGCUCCCUGCAGUCCAUCUCCGCUAAGAUGGAGAGUCUGGAGACCCAGCUGAGCCAGGCUCUGCCCGGGGACAGGAGCCCCACCAGCCUCAUGGAGGCCCAUCAGGAGCUGACGUUGGAGAUCCAGGCGCUCCAGGGAGAGAUUGACGGGCUGCAGGCCAGCUUCUCGGAGGACCUGAGCGGGGACGCGGCGGGCGUGGGCGACACGGCGGACCAGCUGGCCAUGCAGUCGUCCCUGGCCGUGCUGGCCCAGAGGAUGGCCACCAUCCACAUGAAGGCCUCGGGGAAGCAACAGCUGCUGGAGGAGCGCUUCAGCGAGCGGCUGGAGCGCCAGCAGCAGGACAAACCGGUGCAGCUGUACCUGGGGCAGGCGGACGAGCUGGGCCGCUGGCUGGCCGGCGCCCGGGGGGGCAUCGGCGCCAUCCUGCAGCCCCCGCCUCAGGGGGAGGACGACAUGGAGCCCCAGCUGGAGGACUGUCAGAACAUGCUGCUGGAGAUCGAGGAGAAGGUGCUGGCGCUGGCCGAACUGUCCCUCCACAGCCAGAGCCUGCUGCAGACGGAGGGGGGAGAGGGAGGAGGAGGGGGAGGAGAGGGAGGACACACCACCAAGGAGGAGGCGGAGCGGCUGGCGGGGAAGCUGGUAACGCUGAAGGACAGCCUGGAGGAGCUCCAGGGCAUGCUGCUGGAGAGGCAGGGCAGCAUCCAGGGAUGUCUGCUGGACCAGGAGUCCAGCGGCUCUGACUCCAGUCCGUCCUACAGCCCCAGCUCCCAGGACUGGCUGGCCCAGGCCCACACCACCCGCUGCCAGCAGCGCCAGGACAGCCUCCAGAGGCAGAAGGAGCUAGAGGAGCAGCUGUCAGAGCAGAAGAAGCUGCUCCAGUCAGUGGCCAGCAGAGGAGAGGAGAUCCUCAUCCAGCAGGCCUCGCCUAGCAGUGCCAGCACCACGGCGCCCUUCUCAACGGAGGCCCUGGCGGAGAGGGAGGCACAGGCCUGCCAGGAGCAGAGCAGGCAGCGCUGGGAGAGCUUGAGACUGGAGCUCAGGACCAAACUGCAGCUGCUGCACAAGACCCUGGAGCAGGAGCACCAGCAGCCGGUCUACUCCAGGACCUCAGGGGUGACCCCGCCGGGGUCUCUGUAUACAGACCAGGCGCAGCCCCACGACACCACGUCCAUCAGGUGUCUGUUCGACGGCUUCAGACAGACCAUGGAGGACGCAGACACGCAGCCGGGGGGCCUUCAGCGAGGGGGGUCCCAGGUGGAGCAGCAGCUGUACACGGCCGUCUCUUCCUCUUCCUCCUGGCUGGACCACGUAGAGAACACCCUCUUCUCCGGCUCUGUGCUGCUCACUGAGAACCCCGAGACGCUCCUUCAGAAGCAGGAGACCCUGGAGAGUGAGGUGCGGGCCGUGGCUGAGGAGGUGAGGCACAGCCAGACCCUGCUGUCCGGACCGGGGGCCCUGGGCCCUGCCGAGCCGGCCCUGCUGGAGGACGGCCUGGUGGGGGACACCCUGGACUGCCUGAGGGAGCGGCUGGCCGCGCUGGGCUCCGCCCUCAGCCUGCGCUGCGACCACAUGAGGACCAGGAUGCACCAGCUCACGGCCAAUCAGACGGAGCUGCAGCUGCUCCAGACUGCUCUGAUCGAAACCAAGUGCCAGAUCCUCCAGACGUUAGCCGGAGCCAUGGACAAACCCGCCUCCCAACAACUGGAGGUGAUCGGCGACGCAGAGGACAACCUGAGAGACUUUGAGCAGCAGAUCACAGAGCUGAAGAGCAGAGGGGCGGUGCUGCAGGCAGACCAGCCCUCCACCAACAAGCUGCUCAAACUCCAGGACUCGUACGAGGAGCUGGUGAUGACGGUGGGCUCGCGGCGCAGCGGGCUGAACCAGAACAUGGCCCUGAAUGAGCAGUACGAGCGGGCCCUCCAGGACCUCACCGACCUGGUGGACACAGCCCAGGACAAGAUGGCCGCCGACCAGAGGAUCGUGGCUAGCUCUGUGGACGAGGUCCAGAAUCUACUGGACAAGCAUAAGGAGUUCUUCCAGGGCCUGGAGUCCCACAUGAUCCUGACGGAGACGUACUUCAGGAAGAUCAGCGGGCUGGUGCUGCCCAAGGAGAGCCAGGCGCUGGAGGCCACGCUGGGCCAGGCCCAGGCCGUGCUCCGGGAGGCCCACAGCCGGGGGGUGGAGCUGGAGGGCGUCCGCGAGACGUGGUGCCGCCUGGUGCAGGACUACCAGUGUUUAUACCGCCACCUGGAGGCCGUGGAAGGUAGCAUCCCCACCGUCGGUCUGGUGGAGGAGACGGAAGAGAGACUCAACGAAAGGAUCUCCUUAUAUCAGGGCCUGAAGGGCCGGCUGACGGAGCAGCAGCACAAGCUGUACCAGGUGCUGGACGAGGGCAAGCGGCUGCUGCUGCAGGUGAGCUGCCCGGUGCUGGAGAACCAGCUGGCCCUGCUGGGGGAGCACUGGCUGGGCCACACCACCCGGGUCUCCAGGGAGCUGCAGCGGCUGGACGCCGUGCUCAAGCACUGGACCAGGUACCAGAGGGAGUGGACGGAGCUGGUUGGCUGGCUGCAGUCGGCCCUGGAGCGGCUCGACUUCUGGAACACCCAGGCGGUGCUGGUACCCCAAGAGCUGGAGAGCGUCAGGGACCACCUGGCCGCCUUCCUGGAGUUCUCCAAGGAGGUGGAGGGCAGGGCCUCUCUGAAGAGCUCGGUGGUCGUCGAGGGCAACCAGCUGCUGCGGCUGAAGAAGGUGGACACCGCGGCGCUGCGGUCGGACCUGGCGCGCGUCGACGCGCAAUGGGCGGAGCUGCUCACGCGCAUCCCCGUGGUGCAGGAGAAGCUGCACCAGAUCCAGAUGGAGAAGCUGGCGUCCCGGCACGCCAUCUCCGAGCUGGUCAACUGGAUGUCGCUGAUGGAGAGCGUCAUCGAGGAGGAUGAGGAGAACUUCAAGAGCGCCGUGGGCUUCACGGUCGUCCAGGACUACCUGCAGAAGUACAAGGGCUUCCGGGUGGACGUGAGCUGCAAGCAGCUGACGGUGGACUUCGUCAACCAGUCCAUGCUGCAGAGCGGAGGGCAGGACGCCGAGAGCAAGCGCAGCGACAAGACCGACUUCGCCGAGCGCCUUGGCGCCAUGAACCGACGCUGGCAGAUCCUGCAGGGACGCAUCACUGAGAGGAUCCAGUUCCUGGAGAGCCUGCUGGAGAUGUGGCAGGAGUACGAGAGCAGUGUCCAGGCUCUCAAGUCCUGGAUGCUCUCCCAGGAGGAGAGACUCAAGAGAAAGCACCGCAUGGAGGACCUGACCUCGGUGCAGAACGCCCUGAAAGACUGCCAGGAGAUGGAGGAGCUGCUGAAGGAGAAGGAGAGGGACCUGGAGCGGGUGGAGGAACAGGGCUGUGCCCUCGUCCAGAACAAGACAGAUGAAGCCUGCGCUAUCGUCAUGGAGACCCUCCAGGGUGUCAAUCACACCUGGGCCAACCUGGACCACUUGAUCGGUCAGCUGAAGAUCAGCCUGCGCUCGGUGCUGGACCAGUGGAGCUCGUACAAGCGGGCGUCGGAGGAGAUCAACGGCCACCUGAUGGAGGGACGCUACUCCGUGUCCCGCUUCCGCCUGCUGACCGGCUCGCUGGAGGCCGUGGAGCUCCAGGCCCAGAGCCUCCAGAAUCUACAGGGAGAGCUGGAGAAGCAGGAGAGCAGUGUGCGGCGGUUCGGCGCAGCGACCCACCAGCUGCUGAGGGAGUGCCACCCGUCGGUGUCCGAGUCCCUGAACCUCGCCCUGAAGGACGUCAACGGCAGGUGGACCGGCCUGCUGGAGGAGAUCUCGGAGCGCCAGCGGAGCAGCAAGGCCCUGCUGCAGCUGUGGCAGCGGCACAAGGAGCUGCAGGAGCAGAGCGCCGCCAGCGUGCUGCGGCAGGAGGAGCGCGCCGAGCAGCUGCUGAAGGCCGCCUGCAGCAAGGACAUGGCCGACCACGAGGUGUCCGACUGGAUCCACGAGUGCAGCGAGCUGCUGCGGUCGCAGGCCCCGGUGCAGGCCUGUCUGCAGGUGCUGCAGGAGCUGGGGGUGCAGCUGAAGCAGCAGGUGGACACCUCGGCCGCGGCCGCCGUCCAGACGGACCACCUGUCCCUCUGCCAGCGCCUGGCGGCCGUGGAGCAGGCCCUCAGCAGACAGCUCACCGCCCUGCAGACUGGCGUGCAGGACUACGAGAAAUUCAACAGCCAGCUGGACGCUCUGGCCCGCUGGAUCUCUGAACCCGAGGACGUCCUGCGGGCCCAGGACCCCAACGGCUCCUCGGACCUGUGCUUAAUACAGGACCGCAUGGAGCAGCUCAAGAGAAUGAUGCUGAAAUUCAGCAGCAUGGCUCCCGAGCUGGAGCGCGUCAACGAGCUGGGCUACCGGCUGCCCCUCAACGACACCGAGAUCAAACGCAUGCAGAACCUCAACCGUAGCUGGGCCUCCUCGUCCUCACAGACCACCGAGAGAUUCAGCAAACUGCAGUCCUUCCUGCUGCAGCAGCAGACCUUCCUGGAGAAGUGUGAGACGUGGAUGGAGUUCCUGGUGCAGACGGAGGAGAGCCUGGCCGUGGAGAUCUCUGGGAACUACCCCAGCCUGGUGGAGCAGCAGAAGGCCCACGAGUUGUUCCAGGCAGAGAUGUUCAGCAGGCAGCAGAUCCUCCAUUCCAUCAUCAGCGACGGCCAGAGGAUGCUGGAACAGGGCCAGGUGGACGACAGGGACGAGUUCAACCUGAAGCUGGCGCUGCUCAGCAACCAGUGGCAGGGCGUGGUGCGGCGCGCCCAGCAGAGGCGGGGCAUCAUCGACGGCCUGAUCCGCCAGUGGCAGCGCUACCGCGACAUGGCCGAGAAGCUGCGCCGGUGGCUGCUGGAGAUGGCGCCCCCCGCCGACCCGCUGUGCCCCGGGACCACGGUGCAGCUGCAGCAGGCCCGCGCCCUGCUGGACGCCACCCAGCUGAAGGAGAAGGUGCUGCAGCGGCAGCAGGGCAGCUACAUCCUGACAGUGGAGGCGGGCCGCCAGCUACUGCUGUCGGCAGACAGCCGGGCGGAGGGGGCGCUGCAGGAGGAGCUCAGCCUCAUCCAGGACGGCUGGAGGCAUGCCAACGCCUCCCUGGACGCCCACAAGAGGGAGCUCUCCACCCUGCUGAAGGACUGGGAGCGUUGUGAGCGCGGUAUCGGAGGGUCUCUGGAGAAGCUGAGAGCCUUCAAGCGGCAGCUGUCCCAACCGCUGCCCGACCUUCAUGAGGACCUGCAGGGGGAGCAGAUGCGCUGCAAGGAGCUGGAGAGCCGGUUUGCGGGCUGGACCGACGACCUGGCCCAUCUGAGCCUGCUCCGGGAGUCUCUGUCCUGCUACAUCGGCCCCGAGGACCUCUCCGUCCUCCAGGAACGCAUCGAGCUGCUCCAGAGGCAGUGGGAGGAGAUCUGCCACCAGCUGUCCCUGCGCCGGCAGCAGGUGAGCGAGAAGCUGAACGAGUGGUGGGUGUUUGGGGAGAAGUACAAGGAGCUGUGUGAGUGGCUGACCGCCAUGGAGAGCAAGGUGUCCCACAACGGAGACGUCAGCAUUGAGGAGAUGAUCGACAAGCUGCGCAAGGACUACCAGGAGGAGAUCACCCUGGUGGAGAACAACAAGCUGCAGCUACACCUGCUGGGCGAGCGGCUGGCCCGGGCCAGCCACCAGAGCAAGGCCUGUGAGAUAGAGGGCAAGCUGGGCAAGGUGGACGACCGCUGGCAGCACCUGCUGGACCUCAUCGGAGCCAGGGGGAAGAAGCUGAGGGAGACCCUGGUGGCCGUCCAGCAGCUGGACAAGAACAUGAGCAGCCUGCGCGCCUGGCUGGCCCACAUCGAGACAGAGCUGUCCAGACCCAUGGCCUACGACACCUGCGACUUCCAGGAGAUCCAGAGGAAGCUGGACCUCCAGCAGGAGCUGCAGAGGGACAUAGAGAAGCACAGCACGGGCGUGGCCUCAGUGCUCAACCUGUGUGAGGUCCUCCUCCACGACUGCGACGCCUGCGCCACUGACACCGAGUGCGACUCCAUCCAGCAGGCCACGCGCAGCCUGGACCGCCGCUGGAGGGCCAUCUGCGCCCUGUCCAUGGACCGCCGGCUCAAGAUCGAGGAGACCUGGCGCCUAUGGCAGAAGUUUCUGGACGACUUCUCCCGUUUCGAGGAGUGGCUGGCCACGUCCGAGAGGACCGCCGCCUCCGCCAACUCCUCGGGCGUUCUGUACACCGUCGCCAAGGAGGAGCUCAAGACCUUCGAGGGCUUCCAGAGGCAGGUGCACGAGAGCCUGACCCACCUGGAGUUCCUGAACAAGCAGUACCGGCGGCUGGCCCGGGAGAACCGCACGGACGCGGCCGGCCGCCUGCGGGAGAUGGCCCAUGACGCCAACCAGCGCUGGGACGACCUGCAGAAGAGGGUGACCUCCGUGCUGCGCAGGCUCAAGCACUUCAUCGGCCAGCGCGAGGAGUUUGAGACGGCCAGGGACGGCAUCCUGGUGUGGCUGACCGAGAUGGACCUCCAGCUCACCAACAUCGAGCACUUCUCCGAGUGUGACAUCCAGGCCAAGAUCAAACAGCUCCGGGCCUUCCAGCAGGAGGUGUCCCUGACCUCCCCUAAGAUCGAGGUGAUCUUCCGGCAGGCGGAGGCGCUGAUGGAGAAGAGUGAGCCGCUGGACGCCACCGUCAUCGAGGAGGAGCAGGAGGAGCUGCGGCGCUACUGCCAGGAGGUGUUCGGCCGGGUGGAGCGCUACCACAAGAAGCUCCUCCGCCUGCCGCUGACAGACGAGGACACGGAGGUGUCGUACUCGGACCGGGAGCUGGACCUGGACGAGGGGGACUGCGGGGGCGACGCCUCCUCCAGCAUGCCCUGGGGGGAGCCGGAGGGCUCCCACUCCCCCCUGCCCUCCUCCAGCCGCUCGGCCUCGCUGGCCGCGCCCCCGCGGGCGGAGCGCUCGGGCCGGGACACGCCCGCCAGCGUGGACUCCAUCCCCCUGGAGUGGGACCACGACUACGACCUGAGCCGCGUGCUGGAGGGCGCCGGCCGCGCCCUGGGGGAGCAGCAGGGCGAGGAGGGCGGAGACUUCCUGCAGCGGCCCGCCUCCGCGCUGUCGGAUGUAGUCAUCCCUGACAGCCCAGAAGCCUAUGUUAAACUAACUGAAAACACACUGAGAUCCACCACGGGUGACGGGGGCUCGUCGUAUUCUCACGCAGCAGGGGGGGCGAGCGACGGAGGCCGCAGCUCGCUGCUCCAUCAGCUGGACAGCAGCCGCAGCCGCACCCCCACCAGCCUCGAGCUGGACGGCUCCUACAUGGGAUACAUGCGUCUCCUGGGUGAGUGUCGGGGGAGCAUCGACCAGGUGAAGAGGAUGGGCUCUGAGCUGAAGGAGGAGGAGGACGGGGCCUCCGGCCUGGCCGACCCCAGCAGCUCUGAGUCCCAGAGCUCAGGGGUGAUCGAGCGCUGGGAGCUGCUGCAGGCCCAGGACCUGAGCAAGGAGAUGCGCACCAAACAGAACCAGCAGAAGUGGCAGCAGCUGACCUCUGACCUCCGCAGCGUGUGGGCGUGGCUGGGCCAGGCGGGGGAGGAGCUGGAGCAGCAGCGGCGGCUGGAGCUCAGCACAGACAUCCAGACCAUCCGGCUGCGCAUCAAGAAGCUCAAGGAGCUCCAGAAGGCGCUGGACAAGCGCAAGGCCAUCGUGCUGUCGGUGAACCUGUGCAGCGCGGAGUUUGUGCAGUGUGACAGUGAGGAGAGCAGGGAGAUGCAGGCGAGGCUCACGGACAUGAACAACCACUGGGACAAGCUGGGGCGCGCCCUGGAGGCCUGGAGGGCCUCGCUCCAGGACGCCCUCAUGCAGUGUCAGGACUUCCACGAGACCAGCCACGGCCUCCUGCUGUGGCUGGAGAACAUCGACCGCCGGCGCAACGAGGUGGUCCCCAUCGACCCCCUCCAGGACAGUGAGACGCUGACCCAGCACCACAAGACCCUCACGCAAAUGCGCCGUGAGCUGCUGGACUCCCAGGUGAAGGUGGCCCUGCUGCAGGACAUGUCUCUGCAGCUGCUGGUCAACGCCCCGGGCAGCGACUGCCUGGAGGCCAAGGAGAAGGUGCACGUCAUCGGCAACCGGCUCAAGAUGCUGCUGAAGGAGGUGACCAGGGACCUACGGGAGCUGGCCAGGACCUUGGACCUCACCAGCAGCCAGCAGGACCUGUCUUCUUGGUCGUCCGCUGAUGAUCUGGACACCUCCGGGUCGGUCAGCCCGGCGUCGGGGAGGAGAAAAACUAUAGACUCAGCCUGCCUGUGGCGUGAUUGCACGGCCCCACAGCCAGUGAGUGCUCCAAAGCAGCCCUGUGCUUUGGAGAAACCUAACCCUUAUCUCCAGGUCCUUGGGUCCACCUGUCUUGCCGCCUUUACGUACCGUUUUGUUGCCGCACUUCCUCCUUAUGUUUUAUAUCUUUUAUUUUGGCGGCGGACUUUUUUUCUCAUGGGUCGCUUUGUCUUUUAUUUGCCUGGACUGAAACAUACUUUCUUUGUUUUACCCCCCCUCACCCCACUUCCUGUUCAUUGCAAACAGCAACGGGGCCACAGUAGUGUGUCUCGGACUGGAGCGCCAGUCGCCCGCUCACACCUCAGGUCUCACGACGCUGGGUCCGUUUCCUCCCGUUCUGAGCCGGGCCGGAGCCGGCCCUCCUCCUCCUCUUCCUCCUCCUCCUCCUCCUCCUCCUCAUGCUGGGCCUUCCUGCGGCGCGCCCUGUGGGUGGCGCUGCCCAUCCAGCUGUUCCUGCUCCUCCUGCUUGUGGCUGUGGCCUACCUCCUCGUGCCCAUGACCGACGAGGACUACACCUGCAGCCAGUGUAACAACUUCGCCAGCUCCUUCUACCCCAUGCUCAGCUACACCAACGGACCCCCGCCCGUGUGAUGAGGGGGUGGGGCGGUCUGACGCCGUUCUGACCCGGCAUCAUGACCCGGUAUCGGGACCCGGGUCACGGCCAUCUCUCUUCUUCCACCCGGUAGUCGCUGUUUAAACACCUGUGAGAGCAAUGUGGUUGUGGUUGUGAUCAGAAGGUUGUGUACCAUCUGAUCAACGGUUCAUCCUCUCUUCUUUUUGUUUAGCAUAUAGGAUAAGGCAUACCACUGUUUUUAGGAUGUGUAUACCUCUGUAAAUAACAAAGAAACGCUUCCUUUGCCAUGAUCAGAAGCAACGACAAAAAAAGCUAAAAGGCGUGUGAUUGGCCGCUGAGACAAGGCGGAUGGAAGGGGCUUGAAGAAGGGACUGAAUGCACACGGCAUGGCGUAGACCGUCCGACGGGAUGAUAAAAAUGUAGCCUGUUAUUUUUUUGCUCGUAACGACGAAUUAUAUUGAUUAUUCAUUGAAAAACGUGUAAAAUAGCUUUUAAUACACAAUAUCUUAUAUAUCGCAAUUAUUUUUGUACUUUUUUCGGCAUGCUGUUCUUAUUUCUGCUUCGCCUCACCCGAUCUCUCCGCCGCUGCCGUGUGCCAGUCAUGUAUAGUGUAUUUUUUUAACAUGAAGUGCUCGCGAAUGACAUGCCAUUUCAUUGAGAUCGUUGACGUUGUGCGUCCAUGGGGAUGACACCGACGACGCCAAACGCUAGCGUCACAGAGCUGGCGACCGGCGCCGCUCACAUGAAGGAUCAUGCUUACGAUAUGCUGUCCAUAAACUGGUCUCAUGUCUUUUUUUAACCACUUCAAUCAUGGCUGUGAGAUUAACACUGAAGUAUAGAAAAACUGUAUAUUUUCUAUGUCUCAAAUCUGUCAACAGUCCAGAAUUAUUUAUCCAGAUGUGUAUAUAACGAUGGACGAGAAGGAAUAUCAAUAUUGUAUGAAUAUCUUACUAUCACAAACAACGAAUGCCAAAUCCUCUUUUUUUGACUUUUUCUUUUGUAUUUGUAUUUAUUCUACUGCACCUGGUUUCCAUGAGUAAAACAUGCUCUUCCAAUGAUAUUUGAAAUGUAUUGAAACAAAAACAUUCAUUAUAUGAACAAAACACAAA